This is a messenger RNA of Rhinolophus ferrumequinum (greater horseshoe bat), 12628 nucleotides long. It is a transcript of the gene TNXB, whose product is annotated as tenascin XB. The record is from RefSeq and is a predicted model, not a curated record. Gene Ontology annotation, molecular function: protein binding. Lineage: Eukaryota; Metazoa; Chordata; Mammalia; Chiroptera; Rhinolophidae. Bases 462 to 12581 code for a protein of 4039 amino acids. The transcript has 42 exons.
CCCCGCAGCCCCCAGACAUUAGCCCCCUCUGCUUCCCACAGCUUCACCCUGCCAUCUGUGCCGCACCCCCAUAUCUCCCUCCUGCCUCUGGCUCUUUCCCCAUCAUUAACCUUUUCUCCUAACUUCCAGGCUUCCCUUCUCUGUCUCCCCGGAACCCCAGCUGCCUUCCCAAGUCUUAUAUGUCCUGUUUUCAGCCAAACCAUUGGCCAGCCAGUGCCCAAACUCCAUCUGCCAUUUCUCCAGGAAUUUGCUGAGGCUCCCUCCUUCUCACUGUCGCUGGCUGCCCAGAUCGACGGGUCGCGCAGCUCAGUGAGCCCCUGCUGCAGGGAACAAGCAAGGGACAUCAGGGAGCUCAGGGCUGCCAAGGGGAGCCCACGCUGCCCUGCCCUGAGGGCCCCCUCCGAGGUUGGGGACAGGACAGGUGCAGAGGCACUGCAGCCGCUCACUGCUCAGCCUCCUGAAUGAUGCCAAACCAAUGUUCCCUAACCUCCAACCUGGCCCUCCUGGUGCUGCUGGGCACAGUCAGAGCUGGCCCUUUCUCUUCACGUUCCGAUAUGCCACUCCCAGCUUCACGGCCCCCUCCUCAGCCAGGGGGCCUCACAGCGGAAUCAAGAAGGGGGAACCCCUCUUCUCAGCUUUAUGAGCACACCGUAGAAGGAGGGGAAAAGCAGGUGGUGUUCACCCACCGCAUUAACCUGCCCCCUUCGGCUGGCUGUGGCUGUCCCCCGGGCACUGAGCCCCCCGUCCCGGCUUCAGAGGUACAGGCCCUGAGGAUUCGACUAGAGAUACUGGAGGAGCUGGUGAAGGGGCUCAAGGAACAGUGCACUGGGGGAUGUUGUCCUGCUGCUGCUGCCCAGGCUGGCACAGGCCAGACAGAUAUUCGUAGUCUCUGCAGUCUCCAUGGUGUGUUUGACCUGAGCCGCUGCGCCUGCUCCUGCGAGCCAGGCUGGGAUGGGCCCACAUGCUCGGACCCCACAGACGCUGGGGUGCCCUCUUCCUCCCCACCCUCAGUUUUGGGGUCCUGCCCAGAUGACUGUAACGAUCAGGGGCGCUGUGUCCUUGGUCGCUGCGUGUGCUUCCCGGGCUACACCGGCCCCAGCUGUGGCUGGCCCUCCUGCCCCGGGGACUGCCACGGCAGGGGGCGCUGCGUGCAGGGCGUGUGCGUGUGCCGGACCGGCUUCUCAGGCGCCGACUGUAGCCUGCGCUCCUGCCCUCGAGGCUGCAGCCAGAGGGGACGCUGCGAGGACGGGCGCUGCGUGUGCGACCCCGGCUACACUGGCGAGGACUGUGGGGUGAGGAGCUGCCCUCGAGGCUGCAGCCAGAAGGGGCGCUGCGUAAAUGGGCGCUGCGUGUGCAACCCCGGCUAUACUGGCGAGGACUGUGGGGUGAGGAGCUGCCCCCGGGGCUGCAGCCAGAAGGGGCGCUGUGAGGAUGGGCGCUGCGUCUGUGACCCUGGCUAUGCUGGCGAAGACUGCAGCUCUCGGAGCUGUCCUUGGGACUGUGGUGAGGGUGGGCGCUGCGUGGAUGGCCGCUGCGUGUGCUGGCCCGGGUACGCGGGCGAGGACUGCAGCACACGGACGUGUCCACGCGACUGCCGGGGCCGCGGGCGCUGCGAAGACGGCGAAUGCAUCUGUGACGCGGGCUACAGCGGGGACGAUUGCGGCGUGCGCAGCUGCCCCGGCGACUGCAACCAAAGGGGCCACUGCGAGGAUGGCCGCUGCGUGUGUUGGCCCGGGUACACGGGGCCUGACUGCGGCGCGCGCGCCUGCCCGCGAGACUGUCGGGGCCGCGGGCGCUGCGAGAACGGCGUGUGCGUGUGCAACGCGGGCUACAGCGGCGAGGACUGCGGCGUGCGCAGCUGUCCUGAAGAUUGUCGCGGCCGGGGCCGUUGCGAGAGUGGCCGCUGCGUGUGUUGGCCUGGGUAUACUGGCCGGGACUGCGGCACGCGGGCCUGCCCUGGCGAUUGUCGUGGGCGCGGGCGCUGCGUGGACGGCCGCUGCGUGUGCAACCCGGGCUUCACGGGAGAGGACUGCGGGAGCCGUCGGUGUCCCGGGGACUGCCGCGGGCGCGGCCGCUGCGAGGACGGCGUGUGUGCCUGCGACCCAGGCUACGAGGGAGAAGACUGCAGCGUGCGCAGCUGCCCCGCAAGUUGCCGAGGCCGCGGCCAGUGCCUGGACGGGCGCUGCGUGUGCGACGACGGCUACUCUGGCGACGACUGCGGCGUGAGGCGAUGCCCGCGCGACUGCAGCCAGCGCGGCGUGUGCCAGGACGGUCUGUGUACCUGUUGGGAGGGCUACGUGGGAGAGGACUGUGCCCUCCGUACCUGCCCCUCCAACUGCCACGGGCGCGGCCGCUGUGAGGAUGGACGCUGUGUGUGCGACUCAGGCUACACCGGACCCUCCUGCGCCACCCGCACCUGCCCCGCCGACUGCAGGGGCCGUGGGCGGUGCGUGCAGGGAGCGUGCGUGUGCCACGCGGGCUACAGCGGCGAGGACUGUGGGCAGGAAGAGCCCCCCGCCAGUGCCUGCCCAGGAGGCUGCGGGCCCCGGGAACUGUGCCGAGCCGGCCGGUGUGUAUGCGUCGAGGGCUUCAGAGGCCCAGACUGCGCCAUUCAGACGUGCCCUGGGGACUGCCUCGGCCGAGGAGAGUGUCUUGAGGGCCGCUGCGUCUGCCAAACCGGCUAUGCAGGGGAGGAUUGUGGAGAAGAGGUGCCAGCCAUCGAGGGCAUAAGGAUGCACCUACUGGAGGAGACCACAGUUCGGACAGAGUGGACCCGGGCUCCCGGCCCUGUGGAUGCUUAUGAAAUUCAGUUCAUCCCCACGACGCAUGGGGCGAGCCCCCCAUUCACGGCGCGGGUGCCCAGCUCUGCCUCAGCCUAUGACCAGAGAGGACUGGCCCCUGGUCAGGAGUACCAGGUCACCGUCCGCGCCCUUCGAGGGACUAACUGGGGCCCUCCUGCCUCCAAGACCAUCACCACCAUGAUCGAUGGCCCCCAGGACCUCCGGGUCGUGGCUGUGACUCCAACCACACUGGAGCUCAGCUGGCUGCGCCCCCAGGCCGAGGUGGACCAAUUUGUGGUGUCCUACGUCAGUGCUGGCAACCAGAGGGUGCGGCUGGUAGUGCCCUCUGAGGCAGAUGGGACGGUGCUGACUGACCUGAUGCCAGGCGUGGAGUAUGUGGUGACUGUCACUGCGGAGCGUGGCCGGGCAGUGAGCUACCCGGCUUCCGUCAGGGCCAGCACAGCACCAGGCCACUACAGUUACCCGGAGGUGCACCUCCCAGCCCUGCCCCCCAGACCCCGUCCUCGGCCGACCCCGGCCCCUCGGCCCCCGCGGCCGGCUCGGCCUGCUCGGCCCCCUCGGCCUGCGGAGGAGGGCCAAGAGGAGUCUCGGCCUGGGCCUAGCCUGCCCCAGCCCUCUCGGCGGCCGUGGGGCAACCUGACAGCCGAGCUGGGCCGCUUCCGCGGCACGGUGCAGGACCUGGAGCGCCACCUGCGGGCUCACCGCUACCCACUGCGGGCCAACCAGACCUACACGUCGGUGGCGCGCCGCAUCCACGAAUACUUACAGCGGCGUCUGGCGGCAGCCCCUGCCGGCUCCCCCUCACCCCCGCCGGGUCGCCCCCACCCCACCUCCAGCCCCGACUCGGGCACCUGGAAGCGCGACUCCAACCAGGGCAUCUACGGCCUUUCGCCCGAAGGCGUCGGUGGGGUGGCUGCACCCCGCCACCCCAAGCCCGAGGUGCUCGGCAGUUCCGCUGAUGGCGCACUACUCGUGUCCCUCGAUGGGCUCCGCGGCCACUUCGAGCGCGUGGUGCUGCGCUGGCAGCCCCAGCCGCCCGCAGAGGGCCCCCGCGGGGAGCUGACCGUGCCUGGCACCGCGCGCACGGUCAGCAUACCCGACCUCAGGCCUGGCACUACCUACCAUGUGGAGGUCCACGGGGUGCGGGCAGGGCAGACCUCCAAGUCCUACGCCUUCAUCACCACCACAGGGUCCUCCCCCUUGGGCCUCUUGGGGGCCACUGAUGAGCCUCCUCCCUCGGGCCCUUCAACGACUCAAGGGGCUCAGGCCCCUGGCCUGCAGCAGCGCCCCCAGGAGCUGGGAGAAUUGAGGGUGCUGGGCAGAGACAAGACAGGGCACCUGCACGUGGUCUGGACAGCCCAGCCUGACACCUUUGCCCACUUCCAGCUGCACCUACGGGUGCCUGAUGGGUCAGGGACACACGAGGAAUUACUGCCAGGGGACGUCCGCCAGGCUCUGGUGCCCUCACCUCCUCCCGGAAUGCCCUAUGAGCUGUCACUUCGUGGGGUGCCCCCUGAGGGCGAGCCUUCUGCCCCUCUCAUCUACCAAGGCGUUAUGGACAGGGAUGAGGAAAAGCCUGGGAAGCCCUUGGUCCCGCCACGCCUGGGCGAGCUGACAGUGACAAAUGUGACUUCCAACUCCCUGCUCCUGCACUGGACAGUCCCCGAAGGCACGUUCGACUCCUUUGUGAUCCAAUACAAGGACAGGGAUGGGCCCCAGGUGGUACCAGUGGAGGGGCCCCAGCGCUCUGCCUCCAUCACCAACCUGGAUAUGGGCCGCAAGUACAAAUUCGUCCUGUAUGGGCUUGCGGGCAAGAAGAGGCACGGCCCCCGCGUGGCUGAAGCCAAGAUUGUGCCUCAGAGGGAUCCCAGCCCAGCAGCUUCACCCCGCCUGGGAAUGCUGUGGGUGACAGAUCCCAGCCCAGACUCGCUGCGCCUCUCCUGGACUGUCCCUGAGGGCCAGUUCGACUCCUUUAUGGUCCAGUACAGGGACAGGGAUGGACGGCCCCAGGUGGUACCCGUGGAAGGAUCAGAGCGCUCAGUCGUUAUCUCCCCUCUGGACCCUGACCACAAGUACAGGUUCACUCUGUUUGGGAUUGCCAAGAAGAAGCGGCAUGGCCCCCUCACGGCUGACGGCACCACUGCCCCAGAGAAGAGAGAGGAUCCCCGCCACCCAGAGCCCCCCGUGCAGCCGCUGCUGGGGGAAGUGACUGUGGUUGGCGCGACUCCAGAUUCCCUGCGCCUGUCCUGGACGGUGGCCCAGGGCACCUUCGACUCCUUCCUGGUCCAGUACAAGGAUGCACAGGGGCAGCCCCAGGUGGUGCCCGUUGCAGGGGAUGAGAGUGAGGUCACCGUCCCUGGCCUGGAAUCUGACCGGAAGUAUAAAAUGAACCUCUACGGCCUCCAUGGCAGGCAGCGCGUGGGGCCCAUGUCUGUGGUGGCCACCACCGCCCGCCAGGAGGUUGUGGAGGAGACCUUCCCCACAGAACCCAGCACAGAGACCCCAGAGCCCCUCAACGAGCCCGUCCUGGGGGAGCUAAUGGUGACAGGAUCCUCCCCGAACUCCCUGCAUCUCUCUUGGACCGUCCCCGAGGGACGGUUUGACCACUUCCUUGUCCAGUACAAGAACGGGGACGGGCAGCCCAAGGCGGUGCGGGUGUCGGGACACAAGGACGAGGUCACCAUCUCGGGCCUGGAGCCAGACCACAAGUACAAACUGAAACUGUACGGCUUCCGUGGCGACCAGCGCCAGGGCCCCGUGUCUGUCAUCGGGGUGACAACUGCAGAGGAAGAGACCCCCUUGCCCACGGAGGCCCCAGAGCCCCCCGAGGAGCCCGUCCUGGGGGAGCUGACGGUGACAGGAUCCUCCCCGGACUCGCUGAGCCUCUCCUGGACUGUCCCCCAGGGCCACUUCGAGUCCUUCACCGUCCAGUACAAGGACAGGGCUGGGCGGCCCCAGGUGGUACGCGUCGGGGGUGAGGAGAGCGAGGUCACCGUGUGGGGCCUGGAGCCGGGGCGCAAGUACAAGAUGCACCUGUACGGCCUGCACGGGGGGCGGCGCGAGGGGCCCGUGUCCACCGUGGGCGUGACCGCUCCACAAUCAGAAGAGACUCCUCCAGCCACGGAGCCCCCUAUGGAGCCACGCCUGGGGGAGCUGACAGUGACAGAUGUGACCCCCAGCUCUGUGGGCCUUGCGUGGACAGUCCUCGAGGGCCAGUUUGACUCUUUCGUGGUCCAGUACAAGGACAGGAAUGGGCAGCCCCAGGUGGUGCCUGUGGCCGCAGACCAGCGUGAGGCCACCAUACCCGGUCUGGAGCCUGCACGCAAAUACAAGAUGAACGUCUACGGGCUCCAUGGCGGGCGGCGCGUGGGCCCCCUCUCUGUGGUAGCCGUGACGGCUCCCCUCCCGCCAGCCCCAGCCACAGAGUCCCCCCAGAAGCCGCGCCUGGGGGAGCUGACAGUGACAGAUGUGACCUCGGACUCCGUGGCCCUCUCAUGGACGGUCCCCGAGGGGGAAUUUGACUCCUUCGUGAUCCAGUACAAGGACAGGGAUGGGAGGCCCCAGGUAGUACCUGUGGCCGUGGACCAACGCGAGGUCACUGUCCCCGACCUGGAGCCCAAUAGGAAGUACAAGUUCCUGCUCUUUGGGAUCCAGGAUGGGAAACGACGCAGCCCAAUCUCUGUAGAGGCAAAGACAGCUGCCCAAGGGGACGCCAGCCCAGGAUCCCCACCCCGCCUUGGGGAGCUCUGGGUGACAGACCCCACCCUGGACUCACUGCGCCUCUCCUGGACGGUCCCCGAGGGCCACUUCAACUCCUUUGUGGUCCAGUUCAAGGACAGGGACGGGCCCCGGGUGGUGCCUGUGGAGGGCCAUGAACGCUCGGUCACCAUCACCCCUCUGGACACCGGCCGCAAGUACAGAUUCCUCCUAUACGGCCUCCUGGGCAAAAAGCGCCACGGCCCUCUCACCGCGGACGGCACCACAGAGACUCAGAGUGCUGUGGAGGAUCCUGGAACAAAGCAUCCCCCAAAACCCAGUCUGGGGGAGGAGCUGCAGGUGACCAGUGUGACACCAGACUCUGUGGGCCUCUCCUGGAUGGUCCCUGAGGGCCAGUUUGACUCCUUCAUGGUCCAGUACAAGGACAGGGAUGGGCAGCCCCAGGUGGUGCCUGUGGAGGGCAGCUCCCGGGCGGUCAUCGUCUCGGGCCUGGACCCUGCCCACAGGUACCAGCUGUUGCUCUAUGGGCUGCGGGAGGACAAGCGUGUGGGUCCCCUCUCUGCCAUCGCUGUGACUGCCCCCAGGGAAGAAAUCGAAGCUGAGACCUCAGCCCCAAGCCUGCCAGAGUCUGAGCCGCAGCUUGGGGAGCUGACUGUAGACGAGGCCACACCGCACACCGUGCAUCUCUCCUGGAUGGUCUCUGGGGGAGAAUUUGACUCCUUUGAGGUCCAGUACACAGACCAGGAUGGGCAACUUCAAGUUUUCAGUUUGAGGGGUGACCAAAAUGACAUCACUCUCUCGGGCCUGAAAUCUGACCACAGAUACCUGGUGACCUUGUACGGUUUCCAUGGCUGGCAGCGUGUGGGUCCUACCAACGUCGAGGCCCUGACAGCUCCAAGGGAGGAGGAGGAUGAACCUUCAGAACCUCCCACUACUGACCCCGAGCCUCCCAUCAAGCCACACUUGGGGGAGCUGGCAGUGACCGACGCCACCCCCAACUCCCUGCAUCUCUCCUGGACCGUCCCCGAGGGACAGUUUGACCACUUCCUUGUCCAGUACAAGAACGGGGAUGGGCAGCCCAAGGCGGUGCGGGUGCCGGGACACGAGGAUGAGGUCACCAUCUCGGGCCUGGAGCCAGACCACAAGUACAAGAUGAACCUGUACGGCUUCCAUGAUGGCCAGCGCCAGGGCCCCGUGUCUGUCAUCGGGGUGACAACUGCAGAGGAAGAGACCCCCUUGCCCACGGAGGCCCCAGAGCCCCCCGAGGAGCCCGUCCUGGGGGAGCUGACGGUGACAGGAUCCUCCCCGGACUCGCUGAGCCUCUCCUGGACCGUCCCCCAGGGCCACUUCGAGUCCUUCACUGUCCAGUACAAGGACAGGGCUGGGCGGCCCCAGGUGGUGCGCGUCGGGGGUGAGGAGAGCGAGGUCACCGUGUGGGGCCUGGAGCCGGGGCGCAAGUACAAGAUGCACCUGUAUGGCCUGCACGGGGGGCGGCGCGAGGGGCCCGUGUCCGCCGUGGGCGUGACUGCUCCUGAAGAGGAGCCCCCUGCCAGCCCCGCUUUGAAGCCACAGUUUGGAGAGUUGACUGUGACAGAUGCCACCCCCGAUUCCCUGCGCCUCUCCUGGACCGUCCCCGAGGGACGGUUUGACCACUUCCUUGUCCAGUACAAGAACGGGGAUGGGCAGCCCAAGGCGGUGCGGGUGCUGGGACACGAGGACGAGGUCACCAUCUCGGGCCUGGAGCCAGACCACAAGUACAAGAUGAACCUGUACGGCUUCCAUGAUGGCCAGCGCCAGGGCCCCGUGUCUGUCAUCGGGGUGACAACUGCAGAGGAAGAGACCCCCUUGCCCACGGAGGCCCCAGAGCCCCCCGAGGAGCCCGUCCUGGGGGAGCUGACGGUGACAGGAUCCUCCCCGGACUCGCUGAGCCUCUCCUGGACUGUCCCCCAGGGCCACUUCGAGUCCUUCACCGUUCAGUACAAGGACAGGGCUGGGCGGGCCCAGGUGGUGCACGUCGGGGGUGAGGAGAGCGAGGUCACCGUGUGGGGCCUGGAGCCGGGGCGCAAGUACAAGAUGCACCUGUACGGCCUGCACGGGGGGCGGCGCGAGGGGCCCGUGUCCACCGUGGGCGUGACCGCUCCCCAGGUGGAUGUGGGUGACACCCCCUUCCCCACAGAACCCAGCACAGAGGCCCCAGAGCUCCCCGAGGAGCCCGUCCUGGGGGAGCUGACGGUGACAGGAUCCUCCCUGGACUCGCUGAGCCUCUCCUGGACCGUCCCCCAGGGCCACUUCGACUCCUUCACCAUCCAGUACAAGGACAGGGCUGGGCAGCCCCAAGUGGUGCACAUCAGGGGUGAGGAGAGUGAGGUCACCAUCUCGGGCCUGGAGCCAGACCACAAGUACAAGAUGAACCUGUACGGCUUCCAUGAUGGCCAGCGCCAGGGCCCCGUGUCUGUCAUCGGGGUGACAACUGCAGAGGAAGAGACCCCCUUGCCCACGGAGGCCCCAGAGCCCCCCGAGGAGCCCGUCCUGGGGGAACUGACGGUGACAGGAUCCUCCCCGGACUCGCUGAGCCUCUCCUGGACUGUCCCCCAGGGCCACUUCGAGUCCUUCACCGUCCAGUACAAGGACAGGGCUGGGCGGCCCCAGGUGGUGCACGUCGGGGGUGAGGAGAGCGAGGUCACCGUGUGGGGCCUGGAGCCGGGGCGCAAGUACAAGAUGCACCUGUACGGCCUGCACGGGGGGCGGCGCGAGGGGCCCGUGUCCACCGUGGGCGUGACCGACUCCGAAAAUGUGACCACCCAAGUCCCGCCCCCAAUGACCCCCGAGCCUCCCAUCAAGCCGCGCUUGGGGGAGCUGGCAGUGACUGACGCCACCCCCGACUCCCUGCAUCUCUCCUGGACCAUCCCCGAGGGACGGUUUGACCACUUCCUUGUCCAGUACAAGAACGGGGACGGGCAGCCCAAGGUGGUGCGGGUGCCAGGACACGAGGACGAGGUCACCAUCUCAGGCCUGGAGCCAGACCACAAGUACAAGAUGAACCUGUACGGCUUCCAUGAUGGCCAGCGCCAGGGCCCCGUGUCUGUCAUCGGGGUGACAACUGCAGAGGAAGAGACCCCCUUGCCCACGGAGGCCCCAGAGCCCCCCGAGGAGCCCGUCCUGGGGGAGCUGAUGGUGACAGGAUCCUCCCCGGACUCGCUGAGCCUCUCCUGGACCGUCCCCCAGGGCCACUUCGAGUCCUUCACCGUCCAGUACAAGGACAGGGCUGGGCGGCCCCAGGUGGUGCGCGUCGGGGGUGAGGAGAGCGAGGUCACCGUGUGGGGCCUGGAGCCGGGGCGCAAGUACAAGAUGCACCUGUACGGCCUGCACGGGGGGCGGCGCGAGGGGCCCGUGUCCACCGUGGGCGUGACCGCCUCCCUUCCCACAGAGCCCCCCGUGGCACCCCGCCUGGAGGAGCUGGCUGUGGCAGCCGUGACCUCAGACGCAGUGCGGCUCUCGUGGACGGUGGCCCAGGGCCUCUUCGACUCCUUCCUGGUCCAGUACAGGGAUGUGCAGGGGCAGCCCCAGGCGGUGCCGGUGGGUGGAGACCGCCGCGAGGUGGUCGUCUCGGGGCUGGCACCAGCGCGCAAGUACAAGUUCCUGCUCUUUGGACUCCAGGAUGAGAAAAGACAUGGCCCACUUUCUGCAGAGGCAAAGACCCUCCCAGACACAAAACCUUCUCCUCGCCUGGGGGAGCUGACAGUGACAGACGUGACCCCAGACUCCGUGGCCCUCAUGUGGACGGUCCCCGAGGGGGAAUUCGACUCCUUCGUGGUCCGGUACAAGGACAGGGACGGGAGGCCCCAGGUGGUGCCUGUGGCCGCGGACCAGCUAGAGGCCACCAUCAGCGGCCUGGCGCCCAAUUGGAAGUACAAGUUCCUGCUCUUCGGGCUGGCAGGCAGGAAGCAGCUGGGCCCCAUCUCUGCCGAAGGCACCACAGCUCCCUUGGAGAAGGAGCAGCAGCCCUCACCCCCCUUUGGGGAGCUGAUGGUGACGGAUGAGACCCCAGACUCCCUGCACCUCUCAUGGACCGUGGCCAAGGGCCCCUUUGACUCUUUCGUGGUCCAGUAUUGGGACUCAGAUAGGCAGCCCCAGGCCUUGCUCGUGGGUGGUGACCAGAACAAGGUCCUCGUGUCAGGCCUGGAGCCCAACACCCCCUACAAGUUCUUCCUCUACGGCCUCCAUGAAGGGAAGCGCCUGGGACCUGUCUCCGCUCAGGGCACCACAGGGUCGGCACCUGCCGGUCAGACCCCAGGGGACCCAGGGCCCCGCCUGUCCCACCUGUCUGUGACUGACGUGACCACCAGUUCCCUGCGACUCAACUGGGAAGCCCCACCCGGGGCCUUUGACUCCUUCCUGCUCCGCUAUGGGGUCCCAUCACCAAGCACUCUGGAGCCUCACCCUCGUCCCCUGCUGCAGCGGGAGCUGACAGUGCCAGGGACGCGGCACUCAGCCGUGCUCCGGGACCUGCGUCCUGGGACCCUGUACAGCCUUACGCUGUAUGGGCUACGCGGGCCCCACAAGGCCGACAGCGUCCAGGGCACCGCCCGUACCCUCAGCCCAAUUCUAGAGAGCCCUCGUGACCUCCAAUUCAGCGAAAUCGGGGAGACCUCAGCCAAGGUCAGCUGGAUGCCCCCACCGUCCAGAGUGGACAGCUUCAAAGUUUCCUACCAGCUGGCGGAUGGAGGGGAGCCACAGAGCGUGCAAGUGGACGGCCGAGCCCGGACCCAGGAACUCAAGGGGCUGAUCCCAGGUGCUCGCUAUGAAGUGACUGUGGUCUCCGUGCGAGGCUUUGAGGAGAGUGAGCCUCUCACAGACAUCCUCAUCACGGUUCCUGAUGGCCCCACCCAGCUGCGUGCACUGAACUUGAUGGCGGGAAACACCAUGCUGCACUGGAAGCCCCCUCAGGCUCCUGUGGACACAUAUGACAUCCUGGUCACAGCCCCAGGGGCCCCGCGCCUGCAGGCCUCAGCCCCGGGCACCGCCGUGGACUACCCCCUGCAUGGCCUUGUGCUCCACACCAACUACACGGCGACCGUGCAUGGCCUUCGGGGCACCAACCUCACCUCUCCAGCCAGCAUCAUCUUCACCACAGGGUUGGAGGGCCCCCAGGACUUGGCGGCCAAGGAAGUGACCCCCCGCACAGCCCUGCUCACUUGGAUUGAGCCCCAAGUCCCGCCGACUGGCUACCUGCUCACCUACGACACCCUUGGAGGACAGACCCAGAUCCUACUCCCAGGAGGGGUCACCUCUCACCAGCUCCUGGGCCUGUUUCCCUCCACCACCUACACAGCGUGGCUCCAGGCUGUGUGGGGCGAGAGCCUUGCAUCGCCCGUGUCCACGUCCUUCACCACAGGUGGACUGCGCAUCCCCUUUCCCCGGGACUGUGGGGAGGAGAUGCAGAACGGGGCCGGCACUUCCAGGACCACCACCAUCUUCCUUAAUGGCAACCGCGAGCAGCCCCUGAACGUGUUUUGUGACAUGGAGACCGAUGGGGGUGGCUGGCUGGUGUUCCAGCGCCGCCUGGACGGACGCACGGACUUCUGGCGGGAUUGGGAGGACUAUGCCCACGGCUUUGGGAACAUCUCCGGGGAGUUCUGGCUGGGCAACGAGGUCCUGCACAGCCUGACAGAAGCUGGGGACUACUCCAUGCGUGUGGACCUGCGCGCCGGGGACGAGGCAGCGUUCGCCCAGUAUGACUCCUUCCGCGUAGACUCGGCCGCUGACUACUACCGCCUCCACCUGGCAGGCUACCAUGGCACUGCAGGGGACUCCAUGAGCUACCACAGCGGCAGUGUCUUCUCUGCUCGUGAUCGAGACCCCAACAACUUGCUCAUCUCCUGCGCCGUCUCCUACCGAGGGGCCUGGUGGUACAGGAACUGCCAUUAUGCCAACCUCAAUGGGCUCUACGGGAGCACAGUGGACCACCAGGGAGUAAGCUGGUACCACUGGAAGGGCUUCGAGUUCUCCGUGCCCUUCACGGAAAUGAAGCUGAGACCCAGAAGCUACCAGGCCCCCGCCUAGGGAGGCUGAGCCUGGCUCACCUCUCCCACCCACGUAUGACUGUCCAG